Aspergillus chevalieri is the source of this 1047-nucleotide messenger RNA. Its product is annotated as Elongator subunit IKI1. The transcript is spliced from 3 exons. NCBI's taxonomy places the organism in Eukaryota, Fungi, Ascomycota, Eurotiomycetes, Eurotiales, Aspergillaceae. Gene Ontology annotation, molecular function: tRNA binding. The record is from RefSeq and is a predicted model, not a curated record. Gene Ontology annotation, biological process: tRNA wobble uridine modification. The coding region runs from base 1 to 1047 and encodes 348 amino acids. Gene Ontology annotation, cellular component: nucleus; cytosol; elongator holoenzyme complex.
AUGGCUCCAAUAAAUCUUUCCCACCGGCAAACGCACAAUUUGCUGCUCAUUUCGAAGCUUUUGAGUCUGAGGGACACUGCUUCGCCGUUUACUCUGCUCUUGGAUUCCUUGGAGCAACCGGCUACUCAAUUAAUAAAGGAGUAUAUAAGACGUGCGAAGCUAUCCAAGGUCCAUAUCACCCUAAUCGCAUUCGAAACACUAAAGCGCCCCGACGGCGUCGACGCACUUAUCUCAGCUCGCCGAAAGAGCUCGCAGCAGAUCGUAAAGGAAGUCAGCGCUACAUACCAGACAACAUCAUCAACCAAUCUCUCGCACCGACGACUAAUCCUCAUCGACUCACUCAAUCCCCUUAUCAACUCCAAAACCGUCGACUCCCACUUCAAUCUACCAGCCUUCCUGAGCUCCUUCCUCGUUCCCACAAGCUCCUCCGUACCAAAGGUCGAGACAUCGCUCGUUGCAACGUAUCACCAAGAUGUUCCUAUUUCCUCGAAUCAACAGCCGUAUGCACCGUCGCCGCUUUCGUUAUUAUCUUACCUCGCAACCACCGUCAUAAGACUUCAUUCGUUCUCGCAUAUCCUCGCGCAAAAGGCGGCCCGGGAUCGCAGUCUGGCGGCUCCGGUUUUCGGGCUUGAAGAGGAACAGGAUGGUGUGCUGCUUUACAGAUUGGAUAAGCUCGUUGGGAACGAGAAUGCAGAGGGAAUUGUUCUGGAGAUGGAACACCGACGAAAGAGUGGACGUGGUGUGUUGGAGUGGUAUAUUCUUCCACCUGCGUCGCGGUACCCUCCAAAUCAGACGAAGGAAAUUGUGACGUUACUUGACGACCAUCCGCUCUACCGUCCACCUGAGGAGCCGGAUACUGAUGCCGGAGAUGAAGAGCCGGAGUCGACGUUUAACCUACGGCUUACUGACAGGCAGAGGCGCGAAAGAGAAGGCGUUGUAUUACCAUACUUUGAUGCGCAGAGUGGUGAAGGGCCUGGUGAGGGAGGGCGGAUUCUAUAUGACAUGGGAGAGGAAGAUGAUUUUGAUGAGGAAGAGGACGAGAUUUAA